Messenger RNA from Arachis duranensis, 1255 nucleotides. RefSeq lists its product as uncharacterized. The transcript has a single exon. NCBI's taxonomy places the organism in Eukaryota, Viridiplantae, Streptophyta, Magnoliopsida, Fabales, Fabaceae. The record is from RefSeq and is a predicted model, not a curated record. The coding region runs from base 581 to 1180 and encodes 199 amino acids.
UGCAACUAUGUCACCAUUUGCAACCCUUAUAAUAGUAAUUUCUAGCUAGCUAGCUAAUUGGGUUGCAGAAGAUUAGGUUACAUUUUAAUUUGUGGCAUUGGAAUAUGGAGAAGAGAUGCCAUGUGGUGAGCUCAGAUGUUAGCACAUGGCUUCUCACAUUCCAACCUCCUAAACACCAAUACAAUAUUGCAUAGUAUUUCAGUAUUAGUAGAUGUGCUUAAUUAGCCCUCUUUUGUGUUUCUGAUCCUCAGCUUUCAAUUCCAUAUUCAAUUCUAUACAACAUACACUAAAGUGCAGUGUUUGGUAGCCCUAGCUAUAUAUGUCCAUAGCACCAGUUUGGAAGAUCAAAUAGAGUAGUGUAAAGUAGAUAGAUCAUUCCAACUAGUAGCUAGGGAGUACCCUAACGAGGCCAUGCUUGAUGUUCAGGAACAUUUAAUAGGAUAGUUAUACCCACUUCUCUAUCUUUUGAUCUGAUCCCACUGAUUAAUCUAAGUUGGUUAAAGUGCCUUAGCUUUCAUAUUACUAUUUGUUUCUUUCCUUUAUCUUUAAAGAGUAAUAGGCUUUUAAUUUUGUGCAUCAUAUGAGCAAUCAAAUGCUAUCUUCUUGUUGCUCUAUACUCAACAAGAGUAGUACUACUGCUCCCUCAUGGAUGGCGAUCCUUAUUGCUUUUUCGCUGCUUUUUUCCAGCUAUCUGUUGGUGCUGCUGUCAUUUGGAUAUUUUUCUAUCCUCUACACAUCUCUAGUACUGCUUUUCUCUUCUACUCUUUUCUACACUCUACUAUUCUCAAGGCACAAACCAGUAGUAGUGGAAGAAAAGGUUCUUAUUAGUCCUCCUCCUCCUCCUGAAGAAGAUGCUGAUGAGAUACAAGAACAAGAGGUGCCAACUUGUGAGGACUCUGAAGAAGUGGAUUGGUGCUCAGAUGGAUCAAUCUCUGAUGAGGACAGCCUCAUAGAAAUUGCGCUUCACAAAGAAGAACCACUGUACAGUAGGAACUACUACAGUUUGCAGCAGAAGAGGAGGGAGCUAUCAGCAGCUGAGGCCCUUUUCAGCCAUCAUCAGAGUCUAAUGGAGUUCUUAUCUGAACUUAACAAUGACGUGAGUGAGGAAGAAAACUUGAUAGAGAUUGACAUAUCCAUGGGUUCCAUUAAGUACUCCUCCAGGUUUGAAAUUAAAGCCUGAUCAAGUUUAAUAUACUCUUCAAACUUGAAUAGCUGUUUUUACUACUACUUUUUCUUUUUUCUUUUUUUAUAUAUU